AUGUUAGAACACAAGCGAAAUCACUCUUAGAAAAUUAGAACUGUGUAGAUAAGAUGCUAUGAUAAACAGGUGGCGAUCGACAUAGCAAUGGACAAGAGUGUGGCUGAUCUCCUGAACAAGGUAUGAGUAUCGGAGAGUUAAUUAUGGUAGCUUCGCGAACAUCCAGCAACGCCAAAUUCAUAAUAGUUGGUUGCUUUGAAAACAGUUUCGAAUUCAAUCACGAUGGAUUACAUGUUAUCAGUGCCAGAAGAGAGAGGUAAGUGUUCAUAUCAUUAUUAAUCAGCUUAACUGCCCAUACACAAGUUAAAACAGGAAGCUUUGAUUGGAGUCUAUAGAUAGAAUGCUCAUAAAUAAAAUCUCAGUCUUUUAGACUUCACAUUUGAACGAUGCAUUGGCAAGGGGGGCACUUCAGAAGUCUACUUGGUACGUCAUCAAGUGUCUGGAAGAUUGUUUGCUCUGAAGAUGAUCAAAAAAUAAUAUAUUACUGAUUGCAGGAGACUGGAACAAAUCCUUAGAGAAAAGAAAAUUCUGUCUCAAGUUCUGAAUCACUCCAAGUUCAUCAUUCCAUUGUAUGCCACAUUUGCAACCAAAGACCAUCUUUGUUUUUUAAUGGAGUACUCUGCUGGAGGUGAGAUGUUUUACCAUCUCUAAAAUUACCGUUUUACAGAUGAUGAAGCUCGAGCUUACAUUUGCGAGGUCAUUUGUGCCCUGGAAGAACUCCAUCAGCAUCGUGUCUUAUACAGAGACCUGAAAGUAAUUCAUAAAUUUGAAUGUCUAGCCAGAGAACAUACUCAUAGAUCUUAGAGGUCACAUUUAACUCACCGAUUUUGGGUUGUCCAAAUUGGAUUUGAGCGAAGAGCAACUAACCAAUAGUUUCUGUGGUUCUCCUGAGUAUAUGCCUCCAGAGAUAGUCAAUCGAUAAGGUUAUUCAUAUCCUGCUGACUUCUACACUCUAGGGUGUUUAUUGUAUGAGUUGUUGUUGGGUUUGCCUCCUCAUUAUUCUCAGAACACUGAAGAAAUAUUCCAUAAAAUUUAGAAUGAGGACAUCUCCUUCCCUGAAGACUUGAGUACAGAUGUAAUGUCAUUGUUGUAAAAUCUUUUGAAUAAGAAUAUUAAAGAAAGAAUACAUGACUUUGCUACCUUGAAAAAGAAUCCCUGGUUUGCUAAUGUCGAUUGGCAGGCUGUCAAAUAGAAGAAAUCCACUCAGAUGCCAAUAUUCAUUGAUAUCUAUGAGACUCACAUUCAUUAGGAGUUCUUGAAAAUAGAUGUAACUGAUCUCAAUCAAAGGAAUGAACAUGGCGAAUUAAGUAAUUCUGAAGAUCUCUUUGAUUUCUUCAAUUAUGUCAAUGAGUCAUACAAGGACAUAUUCUAAUUGAAGUAGAAGAUGCGAGUUCAAAGUGAUCAUCUCAUUGAUAAGAAGCUAUUACAAAUUAGUUAAUCAAGCUCAAAAAAGAAGAAUCUCCAAUUAAAUCUAAAUGACAUAGAGAAGCAAUUUUCAAAAACUCAGACUCUGAAAUAAUCACUUACACCCUAGAGUGUGAUGCCACUCUCUUUGUUACGCAAAUCAUUUCAGUAGAUGAUGAAAGAGAAACCCAGAAAGAGCCAAGACAAUCAUCCCACUUUAAGUACCGUGUUAUCUGAUAGGCCCAUAAUAGAUCGCAAUUAUGUAGCCAUCUCGUUAUUAAUAGUUGUAGAUUUAGAAGAUGUUGUUAACUUUAACAAGCAAGAAGAAACCACAGAGUCCUUCACAAAAUGGGUUGUCUUGGAGACCACCUCAAGUGAAAAGAGGGUCGAGUUCAUCGACUCAUUUGAAAUCAUCUAUAAGUUAAAGAGGAUAGAGUUCAACAAGAUAAAUAAAAUGA
Molecule: messenger RNA, 1862 nt
Organism: Paramecium octaurelia
Lineage: Eukaryota; Ciliophora; Oligohymenophorea; Peniculida; Parameciidae
Source: the annotation of a GenBank genome assembly